Molecule: messenger RNA, 791 nt
Organism: Oncorhynchus keta (chum salmon)
Lineage: Eukaryota; Metazoa; Chordata; Actinopteri; Salmoniformes; Salmonidae
Product: serine/threonine-protein kinase pim-2-like
Exons: 5
Coding region: 81-641 (186 amino acids)
Biological process (GO): negative regulation of apoptotic process; protein autophosphorylation; regulation of mitotic cell cycle
Cellular component (GO): cytoplasm
Molecular function (GO): protein serine/threonine kinase activity; ATP binding
Source: RefSeq, a predicted model, not a curated record
CAUUGGAGAUCGCUUUGCUGCAGCAGGUGUGUCGCUUGCCCAGGAGUAGAGGCGUGGCCCAACUCCUUGACUACUAUUGGAUGCCUGGGCCAGAGGGGGCAGGCAUAUAUCUGCUGGUUCUAGAGCGUCCAAUCCCCUGCUUGGAUCUCUUUAAUUAUAUGCAGGAGGGGAGUGGCUACUUGGAGGAGGGGAUGGCACGUCAUGUGAUGCAGCAGGUGGUGUCUGCUCUGCUCCACUGCCACUCCAGGGGCGUGGUCCACAGAGACCUGAAACCUGAGAACAUCCUGGUCCAACUGACCAAUCACAACGUCCUGCUGCUCGACUUCGGCUCCGCCUCAGUACUCAAGGAGGGCGAAUACACCGAUGUGGCAGGUACACCUGAGUAUCUUCCUCCAGAGACAGUACUGAGAGGGGAGUACUUUGCUGUUCCGGCCACCGUGUGGUCGCUAGGAAUACUGCUUUUUCAGAUGGUGUGGGGUGACGUUCCUUUCUACAGUGACGCAAGCAUCGUCAAAGCAACCCUCUACUUUCCACGUGGAAUAUCCAGAGAUUGCCGUCACCUGAUUCGCCGGUGCCUCGCUGUCAGUCCAGACGACCGGCCAACCCUGGAGCAGAUACAGCAGCAUCCCUGGAUGCGAUAGAAUAGACUAUAUUUCAUCUAUAAAUGUCCCAAAUAAACAUGGUCAGCAUUCCUAUUCAUGUCAUCCCUGACUGAUAGUAGAUAAAACGAUAUAGCAAAGGGGAUUCAAAUCUUACCCUACGAGGUUCAGAUUACUGCUGGUUUUCUACCU